GAAUCCGGCCUACUCUUGGCUACUUACUACUCUGAACCUCGUUCAUCCGUGUAUCUGUUCGCAGAUUCCGAUGGACCUGACACCGAUUCCUUUAUAACCUUGUAUUCUCAUGCUACCGAAUACCAAAUAUCAUUGAACUUGGUUGGUGUGGGUAAUACGAUUUGCACGGAUCCAAAAAAUAAUGGUCAGUUCCCGGACUAUCUCCAGAGCCUCUCCUCUAUGACGUCUGGUUUUGUCUACAUGACGCCACAAGUGGAUAAGAUGCUGCCAUUCAUCUCGUCAUUCUACAAAUCUGGCCUAGCCUCUCGAGUGUACUUCGAAGAUUGCUCCAAGGGUGUUAGCUACUAUGUUCCAAUAGACUCGUCAACUGAGUCCUUCACAUUGGCAGUAGGUGACGCAAUCAUCACUAGCGUGGUCGUUACUCUCUACCGAUGGCUCGCCUGGUCUCUACAACAUGCUCUCAGUCCCGCUGAUCGAUGA
Cooperia oncophora is the source of this 480-nucleotide messenger RNA. NCBI's taxonomy places the organism in Eukaryota, Metazoa, Nematoda, Chromadorea, Rhabditida, Trichostrongylidae. The record is from the annotation of a GenBank genome assembly.